UUUGUUGAUCAAUCAUUAGGGUUCAUAUGGGAAAUAUGAGCAGUGUUGGCCUGUAUUCUGCACAGAGACACCAUGAAGCUCACACACUUUCUCCUCUGCUUGGUUGCAUUCUUGUCCUCUGCUUUGUCAGGGGAUACUAUUGUAGACCCGAGAGGUGGCCGUCCUAUUGAGCAUGGCUACAAGGCACAAGAAACCUGUCAGACAAAAGAAUGGCCUAUGUGUACAGAUGACGAGUGGGGAAGCAAAUGUCCAUCUGGCUGCCGAAUUCAAGGGCUCAUGGACAAAGCUGACCACGAUAUCCUCAAGAAGAUCGAGAAGAUUCGUCGUCUCCUGAACGAGGGAAGGCAACUGUACACCUCGGCUGAUCACAUGUCCAAAACGACUUACAGUUACCUGAGAGAACGGUUGACCUCUGACGCAGGUAAUGAUAACAGGUAUGCGUCAUUGGCCGAACAGCUGAGGCAGAGGAUUUCUGAGAUAAAGAUUAAAAUUGACCGUCAACUCAGGUUACUGGAAGCUCUAAAAACACAGGUCAAGAAUCAAGUUGUUGUAAUGAAGAGACUGGAGGUUGACAUUGACAUCAAGCUGCGUGCCUGCAAGGGCUCUUGCGCCAGCUACAGUGAGUUCACAGUGGACAGGGAAAGCUAUGUGACACUUGACAAGCAAAUGGACAAUCUGAAUGCUCUGACUGUGCAGAGCGUGGAGACUGUCAGUACCCUAGGAAUCAUGAAAAGCAGGCCUUUGAAGGACGUAGUGGUGCCCUCCAUCUACAAGACUGGACCAGGGACUGGCACUGCCGAGCAGAAGCGGCUGCUCUUCGGAGACGUGGGUCAGAUGAAGCUUUCUCUGGAAGCCGAAGGUUCCACUGCAGAAUCUGCUGCCACAGUUAGCAAAUUCCCCACAGGUAUGGACUCAAGUUCCCCUUCUACAUCCCAUUCUUCCCUCUCCAAGUCAGUUUCCGUUUGCACCAAGACUACACGCAAGGUGGUAACGCACACCAAAGACGGCCCUGUGGAGAAGGUUGAGGUUAUAGAAAGUGGGUCUGGCUGUGAAUCUGUAGGAAAUCUAGGAAUUUCAGAUCAAGAUGGCAAGUCUAUCACUACUCUCAGUCAUGGGACUGAUGAUCUAGGUGGCUUUGGUGAUCUAGACUUCUUCAAAGGGCUUAGCACUGACGCACAAAAGUUAUCCUCAUCUUCUUCCUCAUCCAAGACAUUCUCUUCCUCGAAAACAACUCUGACAGAUGGAAGCAAAGGUUCAAAGACCACCAUCUCUAGUGACCCAUUUUUUGGGGAAGACCCCGGGGCAUUUAUGCACGGUGAUGUGGAAGAAGAUAUUCCCGACAUCCAUGCGCGAAGUGUGAAAUUACAGGACGAACGCAAGGCUGGUAUUUUUGGCAGAGAUUGCGUUGAAAUCCUGCAGAAGCAUGCGAAUGGUGGUCAGAAUGACCUGUUCAAAAUAAAGCCUUCUGGGUCGGAGGAGGUUGUAGACACAGGGUUGGGGGGCUGGGCUCUGGUUCAGCAGAAGGAGGAUGGGUCUUGUAACUUCAAUCGCUCUUGGAAGGAGUAUCAGGCUGGUUUUGCCCAGAUAGACAAACAGGGUAAGGGUGAGGUCUGGAUCGGGAACAAGUUCUUACACCUUCUCACCACUCAGAAUGACAGUCUUCUGAGGGUGGAGCUGCAGGACUGGGAAGGGAAGGAGGUCUAUGCAGAGUACAACAUAAAAGUUGUCUCAGAAGCAGAGGGAUUUGUGCUGACUGUAUCAGAUUAUGUUGGUGACGAAGGUGAUGGAUUGGGGAAUGGACAUCCUAAUCUUCUAUCCUUCCUUUCACAUGCUGGUAUGAAGUUUAGCACCUUUGACAGGGACAAUGAUAAAUGGGAGGAGAACUGUGCAGAGAUGCAUGGUGGAGGGUGGUGGUACAAUAACUGCCAGUCAGCCAACCUCAAUGGGGUGUAUUAUAAAGGAGGCCAGUACGAUCCUGGCACCAAAGUCCCAUAUGAAAUUGAGAAUGGAGUUGUGUGGCUGACUUUCAACCCAGCUGAUUACUCCCUCAAAGUAGUGAGAAUGAAGAUCAGACCUGUCUAAAAUUUAAAGAGAUGUAAACAAUGAUUAAUGAGGAAUAAGGACAGAUGCACAGUGUUUUGAAGUAUAAUUAUGGUCAUAUAUGAUGAUGUAAAUCUAUAAUGCUGCCAUGUAAAUUUCACACAAACAACUAACCUCAUGUGUUCAAUAAAAUGUGUUCACUUCAAA
This is a messenger RNA of Myxocyprinus asiaticus (Chinese sucker), 2247 nucleotides long. Its product is annotated as fibrinogen alpha chain-like. Bases 73 to 2082 code for a protein of 669 amino acids. Gene Ontology annotation, cellular component: fibrinogen complex. Gene Ontology annotation, biological process: blood coagulation; platelet activation; protein polymerization. The transcript is spliced from 6 exons. Gene Ontology annotation, molecular function: signaling receptor binding. The record is from RefSeq and is a predicted model, not a curated record. Lineage: Eukaryota; Metazoa; Chordata; Actinopteri; Cypriniformes; Catostomidae.